Struthio camelus australis is the source of this 5008-nucleotide messenger RNA. RefSeq names its product coiled-coil domain containing 180 (gene CCDC180). The record is from RefSeq and is a predicted model, not a curated record. Lineage: Eukaryota; Metazoa; Chordata; Aves; Struthioniformes; Struthionidae.
CUCUCUUCCCCCUUGGCUCCACCGCCGCCAGAAGCAGUUGGUAAAUCAUCGAGGAGGCGUUUUUACCACACGCGGCCGUUUUAGCAGGUAGACGGAGAUUGUUCUGGAAGCGGGCUGAGGAGCGGGUUGCGCUGGAAGACAUGCUGCCAGUGGGGGCUGUCCGCCUUGUCCCCAGCGGUGAAGUCUACAAGCAGAUCUUUGAAGAUGAGGUUCAUUUAGUACGCUCUUUGGAUGAAGUAAGGAGCAAGGCUAAGUUUUCUGUGAUGAGUGAAAGGAUACCUUUGGUUAAGGUCUCAGAAGUUCGUACGGAUGCAAGGCCAUUAUUGCAUUACCAGAAGUGCAUUGAAAGAGUGCCCUAUAAUGACUUCACAGAAAAAACAGUGUUGUGCAGGGAAGCUGCAACGUUUCAAAAGACUUGGAAAAGUGAGGCUACAAUUGCAGUCGAGGAAGUCAGAGCCUUGCCUGAUUUUGUUGUUCCCGAGAAAACAAGCAGUAAUAUUUUGGAACGCCUGUCAGGACGCAGGCGAGGCCGUCAUGAUGAAGCACUGACCUUAAUGCAUCGUGAGCUUGCCUGCAUUGCAAGGGAAAUGGAACCCUUUGUUUUGGAGCCUGGAAAUUUGCUUUUGACAAAACUAUUGGAAUCGGAUAGAAAAAUUGAAUUUUUAUUCAAAAAGAUUGAGCUCCACACUGCUCUGGAAGGCUUCUCAAUAGAAAGUUUGGAAGAACUGUGGGAUGUCAUCCACCAGGAAUCCUUGACCAGAAGGAAGUGGAUUAGGGAAAUGGACGAAACCUUAAGAAAGGUUGAAUGGCGUCGAACUGACAAAAUAACAGAUGUACUGAGGAAGUAUACUGUGAUGCUGGAGGAAAUUUCCUUCCUCUUACCACCUGACGUUUACAGGUUCAUGAAUGAUGAAGCCAUGAUUAUUAACAGAGCCCUAUUGGCCAAUCGGAGGGCAAUUGCCAAGCUAUUUUUUAAUCUAAUGAAAACAGAGUUGAAAAGAGAAUUAUCACAUCGAUUGAAAUGGCAAGAUAGGGUGAAGGAGUGGAAGCUUCUACAAAAGAACUACGCAGUUCACAGUUUCAGAGAAUUUAUGGCAAGUGAAGAAAUACAGAAUCCACCAACUGUACAACAAGAAAUGGAAAAUAUGAUAACGGAUCAGAUUUUACUUGAUGAAAGGAGACUAGAAUUUCUGCAACACCUUGGUAAUCUGUUGCCUCCAUUGCACACGAAAGCGGAGAUAAAUGAAUGGUACGAGUCGUUGGUGAACCUAAACAAAAGCAUAGAUACCCACAAUGCGCAGUGUCUGAUGAAAAUUCGUGUCCAGUAUGAGAAGGUCCAGCAGAAAUGUCUGACGGAAGUGCAGUUACGCAAGAGUAAACUGUUGAAUUGGAAUGUUUGCACAAAAAAGGAGGUUGAAGAAAUUGUGAGUUCUGACUUACUUCAGUUGACUGAGAAACUACGAAGCCGGUUUGAAGAAGAACUGGAUCAUAUGGAUAGAGACUUGGAGGAGCUGGCUAAGCAGAAUGAACAAAAUUGUAGAGACUUCUACAGCUAUUUUCAGGAGGCCAUUGUCCUCUGGGAUGUCCAUCAACUCAAACUCUCCUACCAAGAAGAUGAACUUAAGAAGCAAUUAGAUGAAUGCAGAUGGAAACAAGAUAACUUAAUACGGAUGACAGAAGCUAAUCUGGAUAUAGUUUUGGAUAAAAUGAGAACAGCAAGCUCUGAAGAAAAGCUGAAGAAAUAUUUAGAGAAAGCCGUUUCUUCUUUGGAUGAAAUUAGAGCUGGGUAUGAGAUAUUCAACCAAGUUCUAAUGGAUAAAGUGAUGGCUUACCCAGAAGCUGUUUUGCAGGAGUUGAUUUCUUAUAGUGUAUCCAUCAGCCAAUAUUUUAAUGUAAAGGAAAUCUUUAAACAGAACUUGGAAGAAAAGACAGACACCACUUUUCAAGAGCAAGAAUUAGUUGAGGUUUCAGAAGCUGAAAACAUGGUAGAGCAGCAAGCUGAGAGCCUUGUGCAAGAAUAUGAAGAAGAGGAGCAAAAGGAUAAUAGCAUUCAGCAGGAAAAUGAAGAAACACAUACACCUGAGAACGAGGACGUCUUUGCACAAGAAACUGAAGAAACAGAGAAACAAGGGGAGGGGGAGAGUAUUCCUCAUGAAAGUGAAGAAACUGAUCAUAUAGAACAGGGGGUAAUCUUUGCACAAGAAUAUGAAGAAGAGAAUAAAUUUGAAGGUGAAGGAAGUCUUGCACAAGAUCAUGAUGAAAUGAGAAAUCUCUUCCAGGUGGAGGAUCUCAUCAACAGUGGCAAGGUGGAAAGCUCUGAAUUUGCUCUUGAGAUCUUUUCCACUUCUAGUGGAAACACUUACACAGUUUCUGGAGUGGAAGAGGCAGGAAAGACCAGCACCCCAGACAAUUGUUUUACUGAAUAUGAAAAAAAAGAAGCACUUCCUGUGUACCUGAAACAUGUACUUAUAAAAGAAACUGUGUUUGCAGAGCUUAAAAAAUGGAUCCGCCUCUGCUUUUUCGAACACUUGGAGAAGUGGUUUACACAGUCCUUAUCCAACUCUUCUGUCAUUGUGGCUGCCAGGAAAGAGGAGCUGAAUUCAGAACUUAGCUUGCAUUUUCACUUGUGUCAGUCAAGGCAGGAGCAUAUAAAGACAAAUAUCUACAAUGUUAGAGCUGCGGAACUGUUGCUUCACAAAGAGCGUCUAGAGUGCCACUGUGCAGGGGUGAUGGAAGCUCUAAGCAAGGAAGAAAAUGAAUUUCUCAGACUUCGUGAUGAGCAAAAUACCAUCAGCAAAGAUUUCUGCUCGCGGAUCCGUGACAUGGGAUCUGUCUUCCUUGGUGCUGCUAAGACUGAGAAGUUGGUUUCUUUCACUGAAAGUCUGCACUCAGAGCUGCUUAAUCAUCUGGAAGUCAUCCAGAUUUCCCUGAGAAGUUACCGGAACUAUUUGGAGGAAGCUUUGGGAAAAUUACGAGAUUCAAGCGUGGAUUUUCUCAAAGCUUGCAGAUUAUUUUCAGAGGGAGGUAACUUUUCUCCUGAAGAGAUACAGUCUUUCAGCAAGCGUCUUCAGAAAGAAUGUGAGCGUAUUGACUCUUUUGAAGGUUUAAUCAUGGUUGAUAUGGAGAAAAUGGAAUCAGACUACUUUGAGCAGGCUACUGAACUUAUCAACCAGUCGGAAACAAAAUUCCGUUAUCUUUCUAUGGAUCGAGUCUUUAUGGAAAAGAUCCAACGAUUUCUGACAAAUCUACAAGUGCAAAUCAAGUCAGAGGUAGCAAAUUCCAAUUUGCAGGCAGUGACAUUGAACUCCUAUCUGGAGAAGCUCCAUCAAAAAAUAGAUGCUUGUGCUCAUCCUACUGCAGAUAAAGAAGCUUUGACUUCAGAAGAGUUGUAUGACUUUUCCAAAGUAGUGUUGAAAGAACUGAAAAAGAGGAGCCAGUAUCUUGAUUGCUUGCAAGUAAAUUUAACCAGCCUUUAUGUUAAUGAGGACUUUGCCCCUUCUGCAUCAGAUAUUACGUUGCAAGGCCCAAUUGCAGUUGCCAUGCGAGCAGAGUCUCUCAGAGAUGAGAACAAUGUGAUGGUGAUGGGGAUGGAUCCUGUUAAAUUUCCUUUGUUAAAUCCGAGCAGAAUGGGGAAGUCUGCAGUUGAAGAUGUAUCAAUAAGCAUUAUCAGAAAUUUACUCGAAAUUCGGCCACCCAGAAAAUCUUCAGUCUCGAAUCCUGAGAGAAACGAUUGUUCAAGUUCAUUAGGACCAGCAAUUCUUCCCUCAUCAAAGAAGAAUUCUCUCUUAAAUGUGCCUGAUGGAGGUCCCCAGAACUCUGCUUACAAUUACUCCGCUCUGAGCCCCAAAAGGUCAUCGUCUUUUAAUAAAAAGAUAUCAACAGGAAGCAUACAGAAAUACAGCAGACCAGGCCGCAAUGACAAGAGAUUCUAUAUAUUUGCAGAGAAGCCUCCAGAAUCUGAUACUUUUAAGGGGAUUAUUAACAGCAUUCUCUGGGCAGGUAAUGACAGCUUGCUCUAUCUUGCUGAGGAGUUCUACCGGAAAGAUAAGCAUCAAAUCACAAUUCCCGAAGAUCUACCGGAGACGUUUGAACACUGUGCCGAACGGCUCAGCCAGAAACUACUGUCAUACCAGAGUCAGACAGAUGAUUACUAUAAUUCCUGUCUAAUUGAAUUUCGGGAUCAGUUGAAGUUGUUUGAAGAGGAACUCCCUUAUGUCUCACAGUUAGCAGUUGAUAGUCUUUUAAAAGAGCAUGAGCAGAAGCUCAGCUGUUCCACCGAUCAGAUUCGGCACCUCUUCAAUAAACAGCUGGAAGUCUGGGAGAGUGUAAAGGCUGUGCACACAAAUCAGUUACGUCCUUCUCUGGGACAUCCAGACAACUUACUUCAGCUGGAAACUUUGUGCCAAAAGGAAAUAAAAAGGCAGAAAGACCAAGCUGAUGCUAUUCAUCUCAAUACACAGAUGAUGCAGGCCUGUGCUGCUGAGUGUGCUCAGAACUUUGUUUCGGCGCUAGCUGCCUUCACUGAAAAGCUGCUUCUGGAAUUAGAUGAAAGUAUCACUAUUGAUGAUGUACAACUAGCAAAAAUUGAAAUGCCGAGAGAGAAGAUAUCCACCCUAAUCCGUCGUAAACAAGCCGGGCUUUCUCUAGAAACCUGUGAAGUUAAACAGUUGAUUGAACGUGGGAGCAGGACUUGGCCAGGAAUACCGGUGACUACUCUUACGGACAAUUCAGACUAUAUUCUUUGCAGGGAAACUGCCUCUGUGACAACAGCUAAGACUACACUGGGCCAUGUAGCAGUAGUAGAAGCAAGAGAUGCAGUAUAUGAGAAAUACAAAGGUAAACUUGAGCAGCAGUUUACCCAGAUCAAGGAAGAAAGUACAGCUCAGCUGAUGACAACUCAGCGCUGGGAAGAGUGGUGGAAACGAUCCAUCCAGAAGAUAAAGCAGCUCUAUACCUGAGAUCAGUCCACUCUUGCUAAUGUAUUUCUGUUCUACAAAUAAAUGUGCUC